UUCUCUUUUCAACCGGCAAGCAGAACAAGCAACGCAGGGUGAUACCUUCUCGUGCCGUCCCUUCCGGGCUCCGGGCUCCGGCCUCCUUCCCCGCGGCCGCUUGCUUGCCAUGGAGCCGCGCGAGAUCGCCGCUGCCGCGCGGAGCUUCUCGGCCAUGGCACGGAUCGUCGGUCCGGACCCCAAGGCCGUGAAGAUGCGCCGCCACGCCUUCCACCUCCACCAGUCGGGGUCCACCACGCUCUCGGCGUCGGCUGUCCUCCUGCCCCCGGGCGCCCUGGCGGAGCCGCCGCCGCCGCUUCUAGGUCGUGUCUGCGCGGCUCAUGGCCACACCGGGGGCGUCGCGCUUACGUCCGCGUCUCUCGUGGAGCCGUUCCUGGUUGCGGAGCAGCGCGAUAGCGCCAGCGAGGAACUACAGCCAAGGUUACUACCGGAGACGUGUCUUGAUGUGCUGGUUGAGCAUGAGGAAUUAGGGAACAUCAUAGAUGGAGAUUCUGGAGCUCCACAGUGGCUUUCAGCUCAGUUACUUGCCAUGGUCGAUGUUGCAGCAUCAGCUGAAUCUAUAUUAUCCUUAUUAACACAUGAUGGUUCAGUGUUUGGAAGCUCAUCAUGGGAUGUUGGCUGGCCAUUGGCCGAUGUCAAUCAGAAGCAGGUUGAAAAUGGCGUCAGGUCUUCUCUUGAGUCUAACAGGAAGAAUGCAUAUGCUGAGUCAAUUGAACCAUCAAUGUUAGCCAAGUCCGCCACAAGAAUUGCUAUACUAGGAGUUUCAUCCUUAACAUCAAGUAAUGAAAUACAUAUCAAUGUUUCACCGGCGCCACAGCGAGGAGACUCUUUGCUGGUAGUAGGGUCUCCCUUUGGCAUCCUGUCACCAUUCCAUUUCUUCAACAGUAUAUCAGUUGGUGCUGUUGCAAAUUGCCUACCUCCAGGCGCUGUCAGGAGCUCGCUGCUGAUGGCCGAUAUCCACUGUCUUCCUGGUAUGGAAGGUGCUCCUGUGUUUGACAAAAAUUCUUGUCUUGUGGGGAUGCUGAUGAAGCCAUUAAGACAAAGAGGUAGCAGCAUACAAGUUCAGCUUGUGAUUACAUGGGAUGGAAUAUGCACUGCAUGGAGCAGCAACAAACUGGAAGGAAUUGAGCAAGCCUCAAAUGAUCUACUUGAUGACAAAAAUGCAGAUAGUAAAAUGGUGGAAUCAUGUGCCAUGGAUAACUAUAGGAGGUCCGUCUCUAUUUCAGCCAAUCAUCAUAAUCAGUAUAGAAUUCCAGCUUCACUCAAAGAGGCUAUAUCCUCGGUUGUUCUUGUCAAGGUUGGUGAUACAUCUUGGGCUUCAGGUAUUGUCCUCAACAAGAAUGGCUUAAUUCUGACAAAUGCUCAUCUUUUGGAGCCUUGGAGAUUUGGGAGAACUUCGCCUUUAGGUUUACAAAAUGAAAUCACCUCACUUACUGGAGAACAUGUCCGUGAAGUUGAAAAUAAACUAUUGCAGUCACAAGAAUGCAAAAUGUCCAACCAAGAUGCUGUUAAGCAUGAGGCUCCAUUGUUUAAUUUGGGUUUCAAAAGAGAGAAGAGAAUAUCGGUUCGUUUGGAUCAUGGGAAAAGACAGACCUGGUGCAGUGCUAGCGUGGUCUUUAUCUCCAAGGGGCCGCUUGAUGUUGCCUUGCUUCAACUGGAAAUGGUUGCAAUUGAACUUUGUGCAAUUAGACCAGAAUUCAUUUGUCCAACAGCAGGCUCUUCUGUAUAUGUUGUUGGGCAUGGCCUUCUUGGACCUCGAUCAGGUCUAUGUUCCUCUCUUUCCUCUGGGGUUGUCUCAAAAAUUGUCAAAAUCCCAUCAGCUCAACAUUCUCAUCUAUCUAGCAGUUUGGAGGCUGAAACUAUGGACACACCAGUAAUGCUGCAGACAACAGCGGCAGUUCAUCCAGGGGCUAGUGGUGGUGUUCUUAUUAAUUCCCAUGGUCGAAUGGUUGGGCUAAUAACAAGCAAUGCAAAGCAUGGUGGUGGGACCACAAUACCUCGUCUGAAUUUCAGCAUCCCCUGCAACUCUUUGGAAAUGGUCUUCAAGUAUUCAGCAAAUGAAGAUUCCACAAUUUUAGAGCAGUUGGACAAACCCAAUGAAUUGCUUUCAUCAGUGUGGGCAUUGGCACAAACCCCAGCAUCGCUCCCAUUUCUCAGUAGUUCCCCUGGAAAAAGCGGAGAGGGUAAAGUGUUGAAGUUCUCAAAGUUUCUCGCCGAUCAGCAAGAAGGUUUGAAAUCUAGAACUGAUAUAGAGGCAUUUCUUAGACACAAGAUUCCUAGUAAAAUUUAAGGAAUUGUUUCUGCAAAGCACCGAUUGAUAGUACCGGCACCCUUGACAUAUAGGAGAGGAGGAAAAUGAAAAAUCAAGGGAUUCAGAUUGAGCGACAAAAUGACAGACUGUCUAUUUCCGCCAUGGAAAUGCCAUGCUCUCUUUUUUCCUCGAACACACCUUGCUGCAUGUCAUUUCCACCAUGGAAAUGCUAGACUCUCUUUUUUCCUCGAACACACCUUGCAACAUGUCAUUUUCAUUAAGAAGGGGGCGCAAGAAGCGCAAGUGCAGACAGCAAUACAAAGGCAAGAGCCAAAAAGAACAAAGAAAGAAGAAAAGAGAAGAAGAAAGAAAUGCUAGGCUCUUGACUGAAACGUUCUAUAAGAUCGGCACAAACUUUCAUGGCAUACUUUAGAUUGAUUCAUACAAAGUUUCUUUCAUGAAAGAUACUUCAUGUGUUGGUUUAUAUAUAGUUUGUUUCCGGGUAUAAGGGUCGCGCAUUGAGCUUGUUUUCAGAAAGUUGAGACAUCUUCAGCGAUUGCUUAUAUACAGGAAGCAAUACAGUUUAUACUAACUGACAACGACAACAAAACUGUGUACCAUUUGUCAUAAUGACCCCGUGAAUUGUACUAACAAUGCUGUUUGGACUAAGAAUACUGUUUGUAGCAUC
Messenger RNA from Brachypodium distachyon (stiff brome), 2939 nucleotides. Its product is annotated as glyoxysomal processing protease, glyoxysomal. NCBI's taxonomy places the organism in Eukaryota, Viridiplantae, Streptophyta, Magnoliopsida, Poales, Poaceae. Gene Ontology annotation, molecular function: serine-type endopeptidase activity. Bases 110 to 2290 code for a protein of 726 amino acids. The transcript has 14 exons. Gene Ontology annotation, biological process: protein processing. Gene Ontology annotation, cellular component: peroxisome. The record is from RefSeq and is a predicted model, not a curated record.